Phaedon cochleariae (mustard beetle) is the source of this 5995-nucleotide messenger RNA. The record is from the annotation of a GenBank genome assembly. NCBI's taxonomy places the organism in Eukaryota, Metazoa, Arthropoda, Insecta, Coleoptera, Chrysomelidae.
AUUCUCCGACACGCUGAUGUUGCUAGAGGUGGGUGAAUUUGUGAACUUUUGACGCUGUAGCGUCCACGCGUGAAUUUCUAAACAAACCUACCUUAAGAAAAAACAAAUGUUUUGUGCAAGGACUCUUUGUGUGCUCUAAGGAUAUUGGUGAAACUUUUUGUUUCGUGAUGUUUGAAUGAGGUGGUUAUGUGCAUGAUCUGUUUUGUUGUUUUUUUUUGAGACUGUUUCUAACGGACCAUGGGGAUUUAAAAAGUGUAGUGUGCGUGUCGGUUUAUUAACGAAUUUGACGAACUUUUCGAACGAUUACGAUGGGUUGCCUACCUAAGUUGUUGACGAUUAUUUUAUUGCAAGUAACGUUCGUCGUUCCGGAGGAGGGAGUUCGAGACACGAGGGAGGGUCAGGACGUGACUUUGGAGUGUCGUUUUCCUCCCCAGACAUCAAGGGACACUUUAACCUAUUAUUGGGCCAAGAAGAACAAGCAGACGCACGACAACGUGGCCAUAGGCAAUGUGCCGCUGGAUACGAAUUACAAACUGAACUACCAGGUGAACAACGGCAUCUACGACCUGUUGAUCUCCAACGCCAGCUACGACAGGGACAACGGCAAGUUCGAGUGCAAGGUCAAAGCAGGCGGUUCGGGGGCCAAUCUCCACGUGCAGCGGUACUCCCUGACGGUGCUGACGGUACCCCAGGAGCCGGGGAUAGCUCCCAGCUCGUACGUCACUGUGACUGAAGGAAAGAAGCAGGAGUUGACGUGUUCCAGCGUGGGAGGGUCUCCUGAUCCCGAAGUCAAGUGGUACAGGCAAGGUUCGCAAUACCCUUUGGAGGCAGCCCUGAAAAAUGGCGGCUCGAGGGAGCAACCGACCACUGCUACCCUCACAAUCAACCCUACCAAGGACGACGAUGAGGCUAUCUUCAGGUGCGAGGUGUGGAAUAGGGCGCUACCAGACAACAAGAAGCUUGUGUCCACUGUCACUCUCAGCGUCAACUAUUUUCCCCGUGUCGAAGUAGGCCCAGAAAACCCCCUAAGAGUCGAACGCGAUUCCCAAGCCACCCUCCGCUGUUCCGUCGACGCCAAACCCAAAGUCACAACCAUCCGCUGGACCAGAAACAGCAGAUUCAUAAGCUCCGCCUACAACCACACCAUCCACCGUGUAAGCAUCCAGGACGCCGGCAAAUACACCUGCAUCGCAGACAACGGCCUAGGCAAAGUAGGCGAGAAAGAGAUCAACUUAGAUGUUCUGUACGCCCCUAUAGUCACCAUCGGGCCUAAAACCAAAGAAGCCGAGGAAGGCGAGUCAGUCUACAUCAAAUGCAACGUAACCGCAAACCCCAGCCCUGUCACAGUCGAAUGGGUAAAAGAUGGACGCCCAGAGUUCAAACAGACCGGAGACACUCUUCGUCUAAGCUCCGUCACUGCCGAUAACUCAGGCACCUACAUUUGUCGUGCUGUCAACGUCAUCAGUCCCAGCAACGCUCCAGUGCGACUAACGGAGAAAAUAGGCAACUCCUCGGUGGCUCUGCUUGUCCGCCACAAGCCAGGGCAAGCUAGGAUCAUGCCCGACAAGCCAAUAGCCACUGAGGGAUCGGCGGUGACCUUGACUUGCACGGCUACGCCACCAGGCUGGCCUGCCCCGCAGUAUCGCUGGCUGAAAAUCGGAUCCGACGGGCAAUCGACUAUCUUAGCUACCGGGACCAAAUAUACCAUAGCCAACGCGAAUCUGAGGACCGAGGGGGUUUAUAACUGCCAAGCGACUAACGAGCUGGGUCCGGGCGAUAUGGCUUCAGUGGAGCUAGAAGUCCACCAGCCGCCUAGCUUCAAGUACAAGCUGAAGCCCUUAGAAACCAGGCAAGUAGGGGACCCGAACUUCACAGUGGCCUGCAGCGCUAAGGGCAAACCCCGGCCUAUGGUCAGGUGGCUCAAGGACGGUGAGGAGCUGACUGCUGACGUCAACAUGUACGAGGUGAAAACUGAUUAUUCGGAGAGUAGUAAUGGAGCGGUGAGUGUCGAGAGCGUGCUGAAGUUUGCAGGGAAAGCCAGGCCGAGCGGAAACGAGUUGCUACCCUCGGAUAGGGGGGUGUACGCCUGUACUUUCGAGAACGAAGUUAAGAAGUCGGAGUCGACGAUGCAUCUGAAAAUUGAACAUGAACCAAUCGUUUUACACCACUUCAACAAAGUCGCAUACGAUAUCUCCGAAAGAGCGGAGGUGCUAUGCAGAGUCCAGGCGUACCCGAAACCAGAAUUCAAAUGGUUCUUCGGCACCAACAUCAACCCCCUACACUCCUCCACUGAGGGCCACUACGUAGUAAACACCUCCAACGAAGAAAACGACGUUUACACCAGCGUGCUCAAGAUCUCGAACGUGGGAAGACAAGACUACGGAGACUACACUUGUCAGAUUGUCAACAACUUGGGGACUAUCGAUACCAAGAUCAGGCUGCAGUCCAAAGGGCCUCCGGAGAACCCUUCUAAGCUGGUGGCUCUCCACAACGGACCUAGCUUCGUGACCUUGGGCUGGGAAGCGGGGUUCAACGGUGGCAUCUCGAAUACGAAGUACUUCGUGUCUUACAAGAAGAUCAUCAGUGAGAAUGAUAUUAUAGUAGAAGGGUGUGGAGCUCUGUCGAGGUCUAGCGAGUGGAAUGAGGUAGACUGUGAUCAGAAUGUGCCGUGUAAUGUGACGGGAUUGGAGCAACAUCAGAGCUACUUGUUCAAGGUGAAAGCCAUCAACACCAAGGGCACCAGCGACAAUUCGCAGGAAAUCAGGGCCCGAACCCGCGUCGACCGUAUCCCUCUGCCUCAGCGAGUCGCUUACGAUCGCACAUCGCACGCUAUUUCCAUCAACGUGCCUGCCACGUGUCUGCCUCUCGUCGCUAUAGUCGAGAUGGUGAGCAACGAGAACCACCCUGUAACGGCGUGGCAGGUGGUGGACACCCUCAGGCUACAGGUGUCUGGGCUGAUGCCGACCAGACAGGAAAAGGGCUUGGAACAGAUGGGCGGACGGGCUUUCAAGGGCAGGGCGUUGGUUGACGAGCCGAUAGGGGUGAACGACGAGGACAGCCCGAGGAUAAGGGUGAAGUUGUGCCUCCAGACGCACCCGGAUCAUUGCGGGGAGUUCGUCGAAGCCGAAUUGGACUUCACCCACAUUCGCGAGGCCUCUGCUCUAGCUACCCCUACCCUCAUCGCCAUUGUGGUCUCCUGCAUAGUUUUUCUGCUGUUCGUCGGCCUCCUCCUCGUCUUCUGCAAAUGCAAGAGGAACCAGUCCAAAAAAGCCCAAGCCAAGGACUAUGACAUGGACUCGGUCCGAUCGACGGUCGUGCCUCCCCAGCAGAGCCAGGCUCCCCCGCCCUACUACCCCUCCAAGGGCAUGGAGAACAAGGCGCUGGAGCACUCGCUGGAUUUGGCGUUGGCCAUGGAAGAGCAGAAGUCUGUGUACGCUACCCAGAAGGGGUACGGGUAUCAUGUGGCUAACAACGAUAUGCAAAGCAGACAGAAUAUCAAUAAUACUGAUUGGGCCAACAUCGGAUACCUCGAAAACAGUUACUCCAACUCCAACAACGGCGGCAGCGUCAACUCCCAGGACUCCCUCUGGCAAAUGAAGAUGCAAGCGGCCACCUCCAACUCCACCAACCAACUCCCGCCCCACCUCAACGACCGACCCAACUACGGGUACGACCCCAUAGCGCACGGCGGCUACGGGGCCGACCCCAUGACCCACGGGGGCUAUGGGGCCGCGGACGACUACGCCGCGUACCCGCACGUGACCACGCAAAGCAACCACGGGGACGAGUAUAUGCGGGGUAGCAACAAUCCGUCCAGGCAGGAUUACUGCAGCGAUCCGUAUGCUGCGGUACACAAGCCGAAGAAGCGCAUCGAACAACAUAUUGAUUCACCCUAUCAUGACGUCAGUGGCCUGCCGGAUCCCUACUUGGAGCAGAUGGAAGACGAGAAACCCCCUCAACACAUGUCUCUGAGCUACGAAGACAGCUUGGAGAGCGGCUAUUCCACGCCUAAUUCCAGGACAAGGAGGGUGAUCCGAGAAAUAAUCGUGUAAAACCGUCGUUCCACUUGUCAUCUGUAAUACCCAUAUCCCGGAAUUUAGCAAACAAAGUGAGCUGUUCGUUGACUUAUCUUUUUGAGAAUGUUAUCUUCUUGUGUACCUGACGACGUCCAACUUUAUGAAGUGUUGCUGUGCCCCUACAUGAAUAUGAAUGUAAUUUUUUCUGUGUUCUGAACUACUUGAAACUUGAUAUUCGCCGAGAUUCAAACGUUUCCUAUAUUCGGUGAAGCACUAUUGAUUGCGCAAAGGUUUUCUGCUUUGAAAAGGACAAUUAUUGGACUAUUAUGUUUAUGAGACUAGUCUAUUCUUGAUGCUCAAACUGGAUAUAUAUUCUAAAAUGAGAGACAAGUGAAUACCGAUUGUGUGUUGAUUUGUGAUUAUCCGUACGAAAUAAAAUACUGGAGACUGGAAGUAGUUCGGGCAAUAUUUGAACUUUUGCGUAACAUGGCACAAAACUUAUCUAUUCAAUAUUUGAUAAAGGUGCAAGGUGAUCCCUAUAUGCGUGACAAAUCACGAAUCGAUUUUUUUAAAUGGAACAUGAUGAUCACAAAACUAUAUUUACAGUGUGAUAUCUCCGAUUUUCACUUCAUUAUCUUCACGUUUUUGACCCCAGAAAAAUAUUUUUUUCUGAUUAAUUAGUGAUUACUCAAUCAGUUCGGAAAUUUACUGGAUACUAAUGCCAUAUACAUGUGUCAAAUAUAUCCUUAUUCAUGGUUAACUCGAUAUCUAUAGCGGUUAACACAAAAAAAUGUUUUUCUGGGGUCAAAAAUGUGGAGAUGAUGAAGUGAGAAUAGGAGAUAUCAUACUGUAAGUAUAUAUACUAUCGUGAUCACAAAAGAUCACAGAUUCCGAAAACUCAUGAGUAUGAUGGGUGUUUGAAAUAAUCAAUUUGUGGUUUUUCACGCUUUCAGGAAUCCUCCUUUGAAACUUCUGAUAAAGGCUAUGGAAAGGCCUGACUGAUUGCGGAACCAUGUACAGUGUUUACAUAAAGUGCUGAAUAAAUUCAUUUUUUGGAAAACUAUCCAAAACUUACAAAGCAGGUCGAAUUUUAUUUUAAAUUCGCCGCAUUCAUAAGUAAAAAUCAGAUAUAGAGGGUGAUCCAUGUUUGAGCUAUGAUGCCCGCUGCAUUAUUUUUCGAAUGAAACACCCUAUAUAUGAUUCAAUUUUUGUAAUCUCCAUGGAAAGCUGAAUCUUAAAAUGUAUCACACAUAACGUUUGUAUGAAGAACAUUCGUUAAAUCAAGUGCUAUCGUAAAGUUGUGGAUAGAUUCGUUGAAAAAUAUAGGAAUCAUUUCUUGAAAGAACUUUCUUUUGAAUUCAAUUGAUACAAACAGAAUGAUUCUACAAGAGCACUGAAUAUAACAUAGCCUAUGUGUGAUAUGAUUUGGAAACCAGCUUCACAUAGAGAUUUCAAAAAUUAUUAUAAUAUACCUAUGCUUUGAAAAACGUGAAUCGGACGCCAUGAUUCCCCUAUAAAGUGUCAAAUUAAAAAUAAAAAUUCCUCCUGCUUCAGAAAAUCUUCCCGAAAUGGAUAGUAUACAUGACAAUGAAUUGAGCCACUACUUUACGAGAGGAUUGAAUCUACUAAAGGCGCUGUAUACAAACCACAUGUGUAUUUUAUUUUUUAAUUCAGUUUUGCAUGGUGAUUCCGAAAAUUGACCAAUAUGUAGGGUUUUCUUGUGGUCGUCAUAACUCAAACGUUGAUCACCGUGUAUCUUUUAUUUUUCCUCAUUCAUGUGGCGAAUUGAAAACAAAAUUUGACCUGUUCCAGAAGAUUCCUCAGGGAUGGAUAAUUUGGUUCGAUUUGGUUGGUAAAUUAAUUUAUUCAGUAUUUCACUUAAGCACUGUAUGUGGAAACAUUUGACAAAAGAAGUAGAAAUUCAGUUUCGAGUAGUACAGUUAUCUUAGUUAUUUUCAUAUUCAUAUCCAGGAGGUACU